This is a messenger RNA of Sorex araneus (European shrew), 963 nucleotides long. Its product is annotated as olfactory receptor 5A1-like. Gene Ontology annotation, cellular component: membrane. Gene Ontology annotation, biological process: G protein-coupled receptor signaling pathway; sensory perception of smell. Lineage: Eukaryota; Metazoa; Chordata; Mammalia; Eulipotyphla; Soricidae. The coding region runs from base 1 to 963 and encodes 320 amino acids. The transcript has a single exon. Gene Ontology annotation, molecular function: olfactory receptor activity; odorant binding; G protein-coupled receptor activity. The record is from RefSeq and is a predicted model, not a curated record.
AUGGAGCCAAACAUCUCUAUGGAAGAGGAGAGAAAUCAUUCCUCAGUGGUCAUGUUUGUUCUCCUGGGACUCACAGAUGACAAAGAGCUGCAGCUUGUUCUCUUUCCCGUUUUCCUCGGGAUCUACCUGGUGACGCUAUUCUGGAACCUGAGUCUGAUCAUCCUCAUCAGGAUGGACUCCCACCUGCACACACCCAUGUACUUUUUCCUCAGUUGUCUUGCAUCCAUAGACAUCUGCUUUACUGCUUCCAUCAGCCCCAGGAUGCUCUCAGAUUUCCUCAAAGAGGAAAAAACAAUUUCCUUCAUUGCCUGCGCUACCCAGUAUUUUGUGGCAGCUUGGAUGGGUCAGGCUGAGUACUGCCUCUUGGCCGCCAUGGCCUAUGACAGAUAUGUGGCCAUUGGUAACCCCCUGCAGUACUCAGCCAUCAUGGCGCCUGGGCUCUGUCAGAAGAUGGUGGCUGGAGCCCUCUUUAGUGGUUUUCUUUGUAGCUUCCUUGAAACGGUCCCUUGUUUUAACUUGUAUUUCUGCAAGUCCAAUAUCAUCCAACAUUUCUUCUGUAACAUAUCUGAGAUUAUCAUCUUGUCUUGCUCUAAUCCCUUUGUCACCCAAAUGAUUCUUUUCCUUGCGGCUGUGUUUGUUGGGUUUGGGUCUUUGCUCAUUAUCCUGCUAUCCUAUGGUUUUAUUGCAGCUUCCAUUCUGAAAAUAUCCUCAGUCAAAGGCAGUCUCAAGGCCUUCAACACCUGUGCCUCCCACCUGGCAGUUGUCACCCUCUUCUAUGGCACAGCCCUGGCUGUGUACAUGCAUCCAAGUUCUGGUCACUCUGAGAAUAAGGACAAGGUUCUCUCAGUGUUUUAUAUUAUCAUUAUUCCCAUGUUAAACCCUCUUAUCUAUAGUCUGAGAAACAAGGAAAUCAAAGAGGCCCUCAAAAGAAUGAUAAAGAAGGCUACACACCUUUCUCAGUAA